GCACCCUCCCUACCUCUCUCUCUCUUUACAACAAUAGAAAACUUGUACAACUUCCGAAGGCAACUACUUACAAUUCAUUCAAAUCAAAAUCCUCUUUCCUCUUUCCUCUUGCCUUUGGUCUUUCUCUUCUAUAUUCGUGUGAAUCAACCACCUAACCCCACAACACCACCCCACAACACAUUGAACACAACAUAACAUUUCCUUUCUUUUUAUUUCUUUGACAACUCUUUCUUUCUUUAUUUCCAUCGCCUCUUUCAUUCAUUCAUUCAUUCUUCUUACCAACAAUUUUUUACUCUCCUUCCCCUAAUCUCUCUCCUCUUUUCAACCGCAUGCUAACCGUUUGAUUCGUUCAUCGCUCUACUAAGAGAAGCUAUUCCAAAUGGACCUUUUACCAAUGUUCUAAACAUUGGACCCUUACCCCCCAAUUCUCAUAUGAUAUCCUGAAAUCAUCUCCUUCAUUUGAGGGAUGGGAGAUGGUUCAAAUUGAAGUUGACACAUUCUUAGUGUUGGGGGAAAGAGAGGGUUUUCCAAAGAAUGGCCUCAGGUAGUUGCCGACAUCUGUAUUAGGUUGGUGGAGUUUAAUCUUUACUUUGGUAUGAAUCGGAGAGACUUCAUUAGUUUGCAGUGGGAGGUAUUUUUCUGACUGUAGCAAUUUCGUUACUGCCAGGGCUAUAUGUGCAUUAUGCAGAUCCUAUAGCAAAUUUAUUUUCCAGUUGUCCUUAGGUUAUGGUGGUAUCUGACUCAGAAGAACCUACACAUUGAGCCUUGAGUUGGUGGGAUUCUGUAUGCCAAGGCCUGUGCACUUAGCAUCUAAGAUGAGCAAUGCAUCAUUGUCCUGAGAGAAGGAAAACUAACAACCAGUGUGGAAUAAGCAGGAAAUUAUUCUACUUGUGGUUGCCAAAAUUGUGGUGCCCUGUUUGCCGUUUCCCAUACAUUAUUAUUCUCCUAUUGAGAUUAUUUCUCUUGUAGCUAUAGGCUUCAUGCCUUUAUGCUGUACAGCAUUACGUCUCUGUUAUUUGUUUAGAUUAUUGCUCUUAUAGAUGUUGGGCACUCCCAUUUGCUGUACAGAAUGACUUAUUAAUUUGAAAAUUAAUAAAUUGGAGUAUUGUAAUGCUUUUCCAUGAAUAAUACCUUCUUUUCUGUAUAUGUUUCUUUUUGCAAUUUUGACUUCUUGUUCCUUUCUGUUAGUGAGAUAAUUACACAGUGAUUAGUAUUCUUGUCAGAUUUCUUAUCCAUGACAGAUUAAUGUAAAAGUCAUAAGUGACAUGGAUAGUUAUUGUUCUAAAUUUUUUGGUUUAAUCUUUUGUUAUGAAGCCCCAAUUGUAAACAGAAAACCUAAAGUAAAAUUAUGUCAAGAUGUCCAAUCUAUUAAGACCUCUUCUUUUGGACCUUAUGUUUUUAAGUUAAAUUUGCAUGUAUUACCUGUAAACAUAUUAAAUGCUGCUGGUAUAGGACAAUGCAUAUUUACUUGGUGGUUAUAAUUUUAUUUUUCUUAAAUUGACAUAAGUUAGAUUGCAUGUCUAGUAAAGAAAGAUAUGGGAUUACUGUCCCCCCCCACCCCCCCAAAAAAAAAAAAAAAAUGAAAAAAAAAGGGGGAAUAAAAAGUGAAGAAGUUUCUUCUUUUCUUUGAGAAAAUUCUAUUGGGGUGGGGAGGUGUCAAAUAAGGUGAAAGAGAACUUGCUACGUGCUUGAGAGGAAUAAUUGGUUGUUAAAUAUGGGGCUGUUGAAAGUGAAGAAGUUGAGACGUAUAUCUUGAAACUGAAAAAUGAAACUUCGGUUGUUGAUUGACGUCUUAACAUACUAGUACUGUAGUUAAUUAUUGCAAAAGCACCUUAUGAAUCAUCCUUGUGCAAGAGUGUAAGACUAUGAGGUAAGAGAAACAACAUUGUUGGUUUUGGUUAUUGGGAAUCUUGUGCACAACUUAUGAUGGAAUUGAUACUUGCAUAAUAAUUCAUAUCUGUAAAAGAAAUCAUUGAUCUAUCUCUGUUUGCAUGAGCACAUGUGGUAUGCCAAGUUUGAAGGGCUCUGAUUUUAGAGAUUGCUGCAUAACGUCUGUGUAUCUGCUAUGGAGAUCAUUUCACAUUACUUCCCUUAGAAUUUAGACAGAUACGGGCACGUUUAAUCUAAAUAUGAUUUGCAUGAAAGCCAUCAAUCUAUAUAGAAACCAACAGAAUGUGUGAAUUAAGAAAGAAAGAAAGCUGAUGGUCAAUGUCAGAGUUAGUUAUGCUCCAGUGGUGAAUGUACACAAUACUGUUUAGUUUAGAAAGGAGAUGAAACUUGUAGAAGUGACUCCAGCAAAAUAACAAAUGUCACUCUCUCAAGUGAAUCGUCUGGCCUUUCUAGGGAAAGGGGAAAGAGGGAAGAGGGAAGAGGGAAGAGGGAAGAGGGAAGGAGGAGUUAGAAGCAUAUAGUCUUAUAUAAACUAAUGAAUUGUCUUAUAAAAGUUCAUAAUAGCUCAACAAAUACAAAAUAGCAAUGAUUAUAUAAAUAUCGUAGAUAUAUAUGUUUUCUGCAGCUAGUUUGGAUUUGGAAGAGCAUGAGGAAUUAUUAGAGCAGGCUGUAUUUUUUCUGAUUGGGUCUUGGGCUAAAUCCCUGCUGUGCUGGAUGUGAUUAUGGCACACAGACACAUAUACAAUACAUCACAAAUAUUUGAGGCUGAUACUGAUCAACCCUGGAAUCUUACUGAAGAUCCGUAUCUUCACUUUGCUAGAACUAGUUCUGCAGAAAAUGCCCCAAUAUUUCAUCCCAUGGAGAAUGGACCUGUAGACCGAGUUCAUUAUGUUUCUCCGUGGAAUCCUGCUACAAGAUUAAGUGGAUACUCUUCAUCAAGCCAGAUGGUGAAUGCACCCCAUUAUCAACCUGAUUCUUCUGACCCUUCUCGUGAUUCUAUGCAUCCAUCUGCUGGUGGAAAUGCCUUCAUGGUUCCUGAAAAUCAUGUUCAUCAUGCAUCUUCCUCAAAUUAUGGAGUUGAAAACAACUUUUUUGAUCUUUCAUUGAGCAAUGGAAGGGGUCCAUACAAAAGGAAAAGCCCUGGGAUCCCUGCUAUGGCUGAAAGGGGAAGCGCAAGCAGAUAUUAUUGUGCUGGAAGUUCAUCUGAUGUGUCAUCAUCAUCAGAUUUGCAUCAGGAAAAAUCAACUGUGGAUGCUCAACAUAAUCACUGGGAAUCACUGGCUGUUCCUACCAUUUACAGAACCAAUCAACUUUCAAUUGGAAAUGAAACCUCUAUGAGGAAUGUGAGAAGCCGAUCCACAUUGGACUCGGAGUCGGAUAAUUAUAGGACCCAUCUCCCAACUAAUUAUCCUCACCAUCCCAGUUCUAGUAGACUUCCAAUUGACCACCCUGGAAUAGUUGAUGUAAAUCCAAACCCUGGUGUUCCUUUACCAGAAUGGACGCCUAUUCAUGUAUCUGGUGCUCCUCAUGGAAGGACUAUAAGUAGUUUGAGUCAUGAGGGUAAUCACUUCUUUCCUGGAAGCAGCAUAGCAAACUCUUCUGGAGAUAUGCCUGGAUAUCACCAUGAACAUAUUGCCAGCAGAAAUUCUCUAUCACAAAAUUUGCAUCCUACUCCAUCGCAUACAAGGGGAGUUCGAAGUAGCUAUUCACACAGGUCCACUCCUAAUGGCAGAGUUUCAAUGGGCAAUAUGCGUGUGACCCAUGUGGCUCCUCCCGAUGAAGGUCUUCAUUUGAUGGGAGAGGCUCACUCUGCAAGACAUCCAAGACAAUUUGGUCCUGUAGGAUGGCGCAAUGGUGACAGGAGUGGUAGAUCUAGGCUUUCUUCAGAGAGAUACCGUUUGCUUUCUGAGGAUGCUGGCGUCCAUGAUCGCCUGACACCUGAGGGUCUGAUGGCUGUUGACCGUUCUUCGCUUUAUGGUUCAAGGAGUUUCAUGGAUCAACAUCGAGACAUGAGAUUAGAUGUAGACAACAUGAGCUAUGAGGAAUUGCUUGCACUUGGAGAGAGGAUUGGAAGUGUCAACACUGGGUUACGUGAAGAUCAAUUGCCCAAGUGUGUGACAGAAACUGUAUACUGUUCAUCAGAUCAGGUGCAGGAAGAAGGAAGAUGUGUAAUAUGCCUGGAGGAAUACAGGCAUAUGGACGAUGUUGGAACCCUUAAAGCUUGCGGACACGAUUAUCAUGUCAGCUGCAUCAAGAAAUGGUUAUCUAUGAAGAACGCAUGUCCAAUUUGCAAGGGCCCAGCUUUGCCAGAAAAUGCAGCAGAUAAAUAAGAUCAAGCUGCAUGGUAGAGUUUGACAUUACUCCAUUCUUUGUAAAUAUUUUACACAUGUAACAGUGGUAAAUUUCCUCAAAUGAAGGAAUUUCAUGUAGGUAUAUUAAGGUUAUUCUUAGUGGAUUGAUCAAGAACAGAAAAAAGUACGUUUAUUUUAGUGUCUAAUGUUCAAUCUUUUCUGUUGGGACUAAUCUAUAUUUGCUGAUAAUAAUAGUCAUUCUGUUUAUAAAUCCAA
This is a messenger RNA of Chenopodium quinoa (quinoa), 4457 nucleotides long. RefSeq names its product probable E3 ubiquitin-protein ligase ZFP1. Bases 2613 to 4220 code for a protein of 535 amino acids. The transcript is spliced from 7 exons. NCBI's taxonomy places the organism in Eukaryota, Viridiplantae, Streptophyta, Magnoliopsida, Caryophyllales, Amaranthaceae. Gene Ontology annotation, molecular function: ubiquitin protein ligase activity. The record is from RefSeq and is a predicted model, not a curated record.